Molecule: messenger RNA, 1902 nt
Organism: Cyphellophora europaea CBS 101466
Lineage: Eukaryota; Fungi; Ascomycota; Eurotiomycetes; Chaetothyriales; Cyphellophoraceae
Exons: 2
Coding region: 1-1902 (633 amino acids)
Biological process (GO): xenobiotic detoxification by transmembrane export across the plasma membrane
Molecular function (GO): fluconazole transmembrane transporter activity
Source: RefSeq, a predicted model, not a curated record
AUGGACUCCAUCAUCCGAGACUCGUCGCUUGGUCAGAUCAUCCGCUUUGCGACCAGAAAUCGCAUCCUCAAGUAUCCCGAGGAAGUUGACGGCUUCCAAUGUCCCAGCGGCUACAAGGAAGAAACGACCAAGCCACUUGACACUUUCUCUUCCGCAUCUACACAUGCAGUCCCGUCGCCUGGCGAAGAAAAGGACAUCGAGAGCGACCCUCGCUUCGAGAGGCGAGGUUCCACGCGCGACAAUGCCCUCGCCCAAACCGCUACCGCGCCCGAUCGGGAGUCCCUAUCUUCCAGCAGCGAUGAUGGCGUCGAGCGGGAUCUCUCCAAGAUCAUGUCGCGGCCACAGAUGUCCCACGUCUCCACGAGAGCCGAUCUCGAACAGGCAUAUACCCGCGCAACACAGCAGGAAAGCAUCAAGCAGCAGCCUUCAAGACCAAUCGCGCCUACUCGAACCAGCGAUGGCACCAUCCUCGUUGACUGGUACACGACCGACGACCCGGCUAAUCCCCAGAACUGGACGCAUCGAAAGAAGGCUCUAGUUGUCGUACAGAUCUACUUCUACACUCUGGCUGUCUACAUUGGCUCAGCUAUCAUCACGCCCUCGCAACCAUACAUCGAGCACAGAUUUGGCGUCAGCGCUGAGGUAGCUUCCCUCGGCCUCUCCAUGUAUGUUCUCGGCUACGGCAUUGGCCCGCUACUGUUCUCGCCUCUGUCCGAGAUCCCCAGUAUUGGCCGCAACCCGCCCUACAUCGCUACCUUCGGCGUCUUCCUAGCCAUCAGCAUCGGCGUCGCCUGUGUCGACAACUUUCCCGCCCUCAUCGUGCUGCGUUUCCUGCAGGGCUUUUUCGGAUCUCCUUGUUUGGCCACCGGCGGCGCCAGCAUUGGUGACAUCUACAGCUUGCUGCGCCUGCCCUACUAUCUCACAGGCUGGGCGGCAUUCGCCACUGCCGGUCCGGCUCUGGGGCCCAUGAUCUCUGGGUUUUCCGUACCUGCCACAAACUGGCACUGGUCGCUCUGGGAGAUCGUCUGGCUCGCCGCCCCCGUCUACAUCAUCCUCUUCACCCUCCUCCCCGAGACCUCCGCGGACGCUAUUCUCCUCCAACGCGCCCGCCGCCUCCGCAAACUCACCGGCAACGCCGCCCUCCGCUCGCAAUCGGAAAUCACGCAAUCCCAACUCAGCGUCUCCGAGGUCGUCGUCUCCAAUCUCUGGCGUCCCCUCCAGAUCAACGCCCUCGACCCGGCCGUGCUCUUCACCUCGAUCUACAUCGCGCUCAUGUACGGCAUCUUCUACUCCUUCUUCGAAGUCUUCCCCUUUGUGUACGCGACGGGCCUGCCGCGCGCCAACACGCCCACGCACGGCUACGGCCUCAACGCGGGCGAGAUCGGCCUCAUUUUCCUCUCCAUCAGCGUCGGCGUCGCCAUCUCCAUCCCCACCUACAUGCUCUACCUGAAAUAUGUCUUCGAGCCCGAGAUCCGCGCCCACGGCCUCGGCGCCCCCGAGAAACGCCUCGUGCCGGGCCUGUACGUCUGCUUCCUCGUUCCUGUGGGCCUCUUCAUUUUUGGCUGGACGGGCUUCAACUCACCUCAAAUCCACUGGAUCGUGCCCACGCUCGGCAUCACGAUUUUCACCAUCGGCAUCUUCAUCAUUUUUCAGGUUGUCUUCAUCUACAUCCCCCUCACCUACCCGCAGUACGCGGCCAGUCUGUUCGCCGGCAACGAUUUCGCCCGCAGCUCCAUCGCCGCCGGCGCCAUCCAUUUCAGCAGGCCCAUGUUCCUGAACUUGGGCGUGGGACCGGGGGUGAGUUUGCUGGCCGGCCUGACCUUUGGUGGCUGUAUUGGCAUUUGGGCCCUGUGGUAUUUUGGUGCCGCGUUGAGGGCGAGGUCGAGGUUUGCUGCGAAAUGA